CAAGAAAAUAGAAAAAGAAAAGUAAGAAUACAACUAACCCUAAUCCCGGUUUGAUUCAGUUUCCUUUUUUUUUUCAUCGUAUAUUUGCAUCAAUCUCUCUACAUUCAUCCGUUUUCUUCCGCUUCUCUCUCUUCCAUUCCAAAUCCAAACCUCCAUUUCUGAACAGCGAGUUAAAUUGACAGCAAUCGUGUCUCUACAGAUCUAUCUGUUGCAGGGGAGGCUCCGCCGCGUCUUAGCUAUUCUUUUCUGAUCGAUCUCUCUGGCCAGGGUUGGGAUGGCGCAGCAUUUUUUAUGUUUGAUUUUUAAUGUAAAAAUUUGAGUGCCAGGCUUUGGUGUAGAGGAUUUAGGACAUUGUGGGUUGAUGGCUUUUGUGGUAAAAUGACUGAAGUUAGGUUGAAAAUAAUCAUGAGGAUUUUGAGUUGGUUAGCUGUUGGAUGCCUUAUCCCUGCUUUGAAGGAUCUAUUGUCCCAAGUCUACACCGCUUCACAUUUAUACGACACCGUUUGGGAAUUUGAACAAGAACCCAAGACCAAGAGUGUUGGUUGGACAUUCACAUUUUCGCUCGAGAAGAAAUCUCAGUUCUCUCUUCUUUGUGGAUUCUCCUUUGAGGGCACCGGUCAGAUGUUCCCCACAGGAACAAGAAAUGCAGCAGCUGGUACAACAGGCAGAAGCCAAGGAUCAAGUCUACGAAUUGGAGAGGCUGUUUUCAAACCUUAAUCAAGCCACAUUGAAAAGGGAACCUGGAAGCCUAAGCAGUGCAGUCUUCCUUGUUGCUGGCACCACUGUUGGUGCUGGCAUCCUUGCCAUCCCUGCUGUGACACAAGAAGCUGGAUUUCUUGCAUCAGCAGUUACCUGUAUCUUAUGCUGGAUAUUUAUGGUCGUCACUGGACUGCUCAUUGCCGAAGUAAAUGUGAACACAAUGUGUGAGCUUGGUUCCGGUGGUGUCUCAUUGGUUUCAAUGGCCAAGAGGACUCUUGGAAGUACUGGGGUUCAGGUUGCAUGCUGGUCCUACAUUUUCAUCCACUACGCGCUCCUUGUAGCGUACGUAGCUCGUUCUUCAGAUAUUUUGACGAGCUUCCUCGGCAUUCCAUUGUGUUGAUGGGCAGCAUUAUGAUUGCAGAUGGGAGGCUGCAACUUUGUUUUCUCUGCUUUUUGGGAGUCUGUGCUACUUCGGAAGCCAGCGAGUUAUUGGAGCGGUAAAUGGUUCUUUAGUGGUCGGCAUCAUUUUGUCUUUCACAGCUCUCGUGGCGGUGGCAAGCGGGGACUUACAUUGGGAUGCUCUUCUAAAAGUUAAUCUAGAGGCUGCACCUCAAAGUAUACCAAUUAUAGCACUUUCUUUUGUCUAUCAGAAUGUAGUGCCGGUCCUUUGUACCAAUCUUGAAGGCAACUUAUCCAAAGUAAGGACUGCAAUUGUUCUGGGUACCUCUAUUCCACUAGUUCUAUUUCUUGUCUGGAAUGCCGUCAUUCUUGGUUGCAUCACAACUUCGGAAAUGGGCUCGAACACGCUCAUGGACCCCAUACAGCAACUGCGGUCAACGAAUGGCAUUGUUGGGCCGAUAGUCGACGUGUUCUCGCUUCUUGCAAUUGCCACCUCUUACAUUGGUUUCGUUCUAGGCCUGUCCGACUUCCUGGCUGACUUGCUGAAACUCCCGGCUGGACAAAACAGGCCUUUGCCUUAUCUACUCACCCUUAUCCCACCAUUGAUACUAUCUCUGUUGAAUCCUGAGAUAUUCUUUAAAGCAUUGGAUUUUGCUGGAACGUAUGGGGUGUUGGUGCUGUUUGGGGUUCUACCAGCCACGAUGUCAUGGUCUGACAGGUAUUCGGAACGUUGGGAAUCUACCAAGAUUCGGGUGUUAGUUCCUGGAGGAAAAUUGAGCCUGUCGCUCGUGAUUGGAGGUGCAGGGCUCGUCAUCCUCUCCCAAAUACUCGAGAAUUUUGGGCAUGUAUAGUAUAGCCAUAUCCACGUACAAAGAUUAACCUCAAAUGCUUUAUGAGAUAUUGUUAUUGUAUUGAUAUAUUGAUACCCACAUACUAGCAGUGUAUAAUUUCUGGAGCAUUAGCUACAUCAACCAGGAGUCUAUCCUAGACAUGGCCAAUACUUGGUUCUGAACCGGCCCAAACAUAUGCACGGGACGGUUCAGUAAGGGUGGGGUGGUUUAAAGAAUUUGGACUUGGACUUAGGUGACAUAUUAUAAGUUAAAAUAUCACUUAAGUUGAAAAAAAAAAAUUGGGUUAAAAAUGGUAUUUUAACUUAUAAUAUGUUAAUUAAACUGUUUACGUAUCUCUUCCUUUCAUCGGGAAAUCAAAAUUCUUUACUUUACCGUAAUGAAAGUAGAUGGCAGGAUGCAUUGUUGAACUGUUGGUCUGGUAAUCGUAGUCGUAGGUCUCGUAGUCCUCUUCUGCAUUUAUGACGGUUCCACUAGUACUAGCAGUAUUA
Messenger RNA from Striga asiatica, 2437 nucleotides. Lineage: Eukaryota; Viridiplantae; Streptophyta; Magnoliopsida; Lamiales; Orobanchaceae. The record is from the annotation of a GenBank genome assembly.